Molecule: messenger RNA, 2286 nt
Organism: Hordeum vulgare subsp. vulgare (domesticated barley)
Lineage: Eukaryota; Viridiplantae; Streptophyta; Magnoliopsida; Poales; Poaceae
Product: stomatal closure-related actin-binding protein 1
Exons: 13
Coding region: 402-1898 (498 amino acids)
Biological process (GO): regulation of stomatal movement; actin filament organization
Molecular function (GO): actin binding
Source: RefSeq, a predicted model, not a curated record
CCUUUCUCUCUCCCCGUCUCCUCCCUCCUCUGCCGCUUUGCUUCCGUCACCAGCACGCCGUACUCUUCCACCUUUCCCCUUCCUUCCUCGCGUCGUUUUCUUUUCCUCCGUCUGCCCGCCCGUCGGCGUCAUCCUCACCCGAAUCCCGCAACCAAAUUUCGAACUCGCCACCGCCCAAAAAGGAUCCCACCUCCACGGGAUCGAAACCAACAGCCUCGAUCCAUCCAGCUCCUUUUUCUCAAGCCACAAGGGGGUUAAAACCCUAGCUGAAUUGGUCCUUCCGCCAUCUGGCCGCUGCCAGUUGCGUGCUCCGGAGGCUUCCAGCUCGUGUUCGUUGGACGGCGGCGGCGUGGUUGCGUGGGGGAGCCAGGCUCUCGGGCGAUCCUGGGAGCCGCGCGCGCAUGAGAGUACCGCAGAUGACAAGGGUCAUCCAUGACUCCGGAGAAGGCAUGCAGAAAGAUGCACUUGACAUGGUAUCAUCCGAUGUUAACUUCCCUAAGGGCCACUUUCCAGACUACAGGAUUGGGCCAAACAACCAAAUCAUUGACCCAGAGGAGACGCACGAGGUUGUGCCUUUGAAGGAGAUUGUUGCGAAAGAAACAACACAACUGCUAGAGCAGCGAAAGCGGCUAUCAGUGCGUGAUCUCAGGGAGAAGUUUGAAAAGGGUCUGUCUGGUGCCUCCAAGUUGUCUGAUCAGGCUAAGCGGCGAGAAGCAGCUUCACUGGACAGGCAGGUUCUUCUGAAGAAGCUCAGAGAUGUUCUAGACACGCUGAAAGGCCGUGUGGCUGGUCGAAACAGAGAUGAUGCUGAUGAAGCUAUCUCGCUGGUGGAAGCACUAGCAGUUCAACUUACUCAAAGAGAAGGAGAAUUAAUUUAUGAGAAGGCUGAAGUAAAAAAGUUGGCUAGCUUUCUCAAGCAGGCUACUGAAGAUGCCCGAAAGGUAGCCGAAGAGGAAAGAGCUCUUGCACUUGCUGAAAUUGAAAAAUCUAGAGCUGCAAUAGAAAAAGUUGAGAAAGCGUUGCAGGAGCAUGAUUCGGCAUCAAGUAGCAGAGAGAAGGAGGAGAUAGAGGAACUUAGGAAAGAGAUUCGGGAGGCUAGACGAAUAAAAAUGCUACACCAGCCAAGCAAGGUAAUGGACAUGCAGUUUGAGCUUCAGGGAUUGCGUACACUCAUAUCAGAGAAAACACAGCUUUGCAACCAGUUAAAGAAAGAGCUUGCCAUGAUCAAGAGGCUUGAACAAGAUAGCUCUAAACUCUUUGAGCUUGAAGGUUCUGAUACUCUUGGAUCACAGUUUCGUAUUGUCCCUCGAGUUGAUGGUGCUCCAGACAUCUCAAGCUGUCCAGCUCAGUGGUACCGUGUAAUUUCUGGAGGCAACAGAGAGCUCAUAUCGGGUGCAACGAAACUUACUUAUGCUCCAGAGCCAUUUGAUGUUGGCCAAUUGUUGCAAGCAGAAAUAAUUUUGAAAGCAGAUAAAGUUACGGUUCAGACAGACUGCCCUAUAAAUCCUGCUUCAGGACUGGAACAUUAUGUGGAGUCGCUAAUGAAAAGGGCAGAUAUUGAGUUCAAUGUGGUCGUCACCCAAAUGAAUGGGAAUGACUACGCAUCAAAAUCCGUCCAUGUAUUUCAUAUUGGAAAGCUGAGAGUAAAGCUUCGGAAAGGAAGGUCUACAAAAGCAAGGGAGUCAUAUUCCACCACGAUGAAGCUGUGUGGAAGCCGUGGUGGUGGUAAUGCUGCGGCCUGUGCAGUCUUUUGGCAAACUAGGAAAGGCCUAUCGUACACUUUAGCUUUCGAGACAGACAGGGAUGGGAAUGCUGCGAUUAUGCUCGCUCGGAAAUUUGCUUCCAAUUGCAACGUUGUUCUCACUGGACCAGGCGAUCAAGUCCACGGCGGUGGCUGAUAAACCAAUCACGCCUCUGGCUCGACAGCGCUGCGUAUGUAAUUAGGUUGUGCAUUUGGGUGCUUGUCUAUCUAUUUGUGAGAUUAGGAGGUUUGUACACGAGGAGGCUUUCCCCUUUGGACGCGUCCUGUGAAGGCAAUCUUUUUAUUUGCCUGCGUGCAGCUGUUAGCAAAUGCUCUAAAGAUGUGCAGCACACGUUGAUUCUAUAUUGUGUGUUACAUAUUCGUGACAGCUGAGAGAGAAAAAGGAAAGAGGCCUUUUAGUGCAGUGCUCAGGAGCUUUCCUUGAGUUAUUAUCAAGAAAUGUACAGAUGAGAGAACCGUUUCAUCAACGCUGUAAUUCUUGCCCUUUGCUGCGAGUAUGAUUAAUGAAUUGCACAUGCUUUAUA